AUGGUUAGCGCCUGGUCUUUGGAUAGCAGUUCGUUGAUCAAAGCUUUUUGGAAGGCGGGCAUUGUUAACAUUUUGUGGAAAAUAUGGGAUUGUCGUAAUCAUGUUAUUUUUGAUGAUUUGGAGUUUAAUAUCAUUAUGAUUAGAAGUUUUAUCAAGGUGAGUUUUAGAGAGAUGGAUCGGCACUUCAAGAAGUUGGGUAACUCCAAUAAUACCUGGUCGGAUUAUCUCAUUUUGCGUUCUAUUGGUGUGGCUACUCGCGCUAAGCCUCCGCCGACUAUGAUUGAGGUUUAUUGGUGGCCUCCGGCUGUUAGUUGGAUGAAGGUCAACACGGAUGGUUCGGCUCAUGGGGCGCCGGGGAGUAUUGCAGCUGGUGGGGUUUUUAGAGACAGCUGGGGUUGGGUCCGAGGCUAUUUUCACUUUAAGGGUGGGCGAGGUUUCGCUUUCGAAGCUGAGCUUCUGGCCGUGAUCCAUGCAAUCUCGAUUGCCCAUAAUCGAGGUUGGUUUUCUUUAUGGGUGGAAGCUGAUUCUGAGUAUGUGGUUCGGCUUCUCCAGGCGAGAAGCAUGGACGUUCCUUGGCGUUUCAUGGGACUUUGGAAGCAAGCGAUUAUGAAAAUUUCUGACUUCAAUUUGCAGGUGUUGCAUAUUUACCGUGAAGGAAAUAGGGCAGCGGACAUCAUGGCAAAUCAAGACCGCGAAGAGGGGUGGUGGCCUUUUGCCAUUGAGGAGAUAAAGUUGGCGACCAACUUGGAUAUGGCGACGCAUAGUGCGAUUCGCAUCAAGAAUUAA
Salvia miltiorrhiza (redroot sage) is the source of this 786-nucleotide messenger RNA. RefSeq lists its product as uncharacterized. Lineage: Eukaryota; Viridiplantae; Streptophyta; Magnoliopsida; Lamiales; Lamiaceae. Gene Ontology annotation, molecular function: RNA-DNA hybrid ribonuclease activity; nucleic acid binding. The transcript has a single exon. Bases 1 to 786 code for a protein of 261 amino acids. The record is from RefSeq and is a predicted model, not a curated record.